Triticum turgidum subsp. durum (durum wheat) is the source of this 1260-nucleotide messenger RNA. Lineage: Eukaryota; Viridiplantae; Streptophyta; Magnoliopsida; Poales; Poaceae. The record is from the annotation of a GenBank genome assembly.
AUGGCGAAGCUGGGGCUAGCAGUAGGCACGUCGACCAAGUUCUCCUGCUUCUUCUUCUCCGACAAGAGCAACGCGGGCUCGGGGAGAGCCACGCGCCUCGGAUGGAUCCUCUGUCCUGCAAAUCCUAGGUGCCGUUUGGCGAGGAGAUGGACCGCGGCCGCGGCGGUGGAGGCCCCGCCGAGGAGCAUCGACAUGGGGUGCGCGCCGGUGCCGCGGGAGCAGGCGGAGAUCGUGCAGUCGCUGAACGGCUGGGUGGCGGAGAACAUGCUCCCGCUGCUCAACCCGGUGGAGUCCUCGUGGCAGCCGCACGACUUCAUGCCGUGCUCCGCCGCGACGCCCGGCGCGUCGGAGGAGGAGGCUCUGUCCGCCUUCAUGGACGGCGUGGCUGCGCUGCGCGCGGGAGCCGCCCGCGUGCCCGACGAGGUCCUGGUCUGCCUGGUGGGCAACAUGGUGACGGAGGAGGCGCUCCCGUCGUACCAGAGCAUGGGGAACCGCACGGAGGGCAUCGCGGACGACACCGGGGCCAGCAGCCUCCCCUGGGCGCAGUGGAUCCGCGGCUGGACGGCCGAGGAGAACCGCCACGGCGACCUCCUCAACCGCUACCUCUACCUCUCCGGCCGCGUCGACAUGCGCCAGGUCGAGACCACCGUCCACCACCUCCUCCGCAACGGCAUGGAGAUGCUGGUGCCCAAGAGCCCGUACCACAGCGUGAUCUACGGCGCGUUCCAGGAGCGCGCGACCUUCGUCUCCCACGUGCACACGGCGAGGCUCGCCGGGCAGCACGGCGACCAGGCGCUCGCCAAGAUCUGCGGCGUGAUUGCCGCCGACGAGAAGAGGCACGAGGCGGGCUACACCAGGGUGUGCGCCAAGCUCUUCGAGCUGGACCCCGACGGCAUGGUGCGCGCGCUGGCGCACGUCAUGCGCGGCAAGGUCACCAUGCCGGGGCUGCUCAUGUCCGACGGCCGCGACGCCGCCAGUGGCGAGAACAGCCUGUUCGAGCGGUUCUCCGCCGUGGCGCAGAGUGCCGGCGUGUACACGGCGAGGGACUACGGCGAUCUGGUGGAGCACUUCGUGCGCAGGUGGCGGGUGGCGGAGCUCGCCGGACUCUCUGGAGAGGGCCGCCGGGCGCAGGAGUACGUGUGCGGGCUGCCGCCCAAGAUCCGGAGGAUGGAGGAGCUGGCACACCAAAGGGCGGCCCGUAGCGAGCUCAGGCCGGCCCGCUUCAGUUGGAUCUUCGAUAGGCACGUCACGGUGGGCUGA